This is a messenger RNA of Armigeres subalbatus, 4384 nucleotides long. RefSeq names its product MOB kinase activator-like 2 (gene Mob2). The transcript is spliced from 6 exons. Gene Ontology annotation, cellular component: nucleus; cytoplasm. Gene Ontology annotation, biological process: signal transduction; positive regulation of protein phosphorylation. NCBI's taxonomy places the organism in Eukaryota, Metazoa, Arthropoda, Insecta, Diptera, Culicidae. Gene Ontology annotation, molecular function: protein kinase activator activity. The record is from RefSeq and is a predicted model, not a curated record. Bases 1831 to 3114 code for a protein of 427 amino acids.
CACUUCAGUUUGCGGUCAGCCUCUGUCGGGUUUGGUAGGCAACACACAGACAUCAGACAUAGAUAGACGGACGCGAAUCUGCGCCUCUUCUUAGGGCUUUGUAUCGCGGUCGCCGCGCGCUCGGAACAAGGGAAAAUCGACCCGCUUUUGCAUAUCGUUCCGUUCUCGUUUGGACAGUGUUUGACAGGGUUUUAGCACAGGUUUGCGAUUUUUUUUUGUUUGUACCAUCGCUAAAGCUACCACUAAAACGGGUUUUGUGUUGCUUCCGCGGUAUUAGGCCGCAGCCGACGUACUAGAAUAAGAAGAAGCGUCAAUUCUAUUACAAUAAACGACGAUGCGACUUUCGGUUUCGGCAUAAGUGCGCGGAAUUGGGGGUGAAUUGCGAAAGUUGGCCGUGAAUUGAUUGUCAUGGUGAUCGAUGCCCCAGAGUAGUGUGUUUGAUUUCGGUUUUCACCUUUCGAUCGCAUAGAAGUCUGAUCGUGAGGAGAUCAAUCAUACGAAAAAGAGUUGCAGUAGAAAAGAGAUAAUUACAAAAAAAUAUAUCGCCUAUUGUUCAGACGAGAAGGUAUUGCCGAUUCAGAGUUUGGAAAAUGCAUACACAACGGAGCGCGAAGUGAGGAAACGUUAUGCAAAUUUUUCAUCUCAUGUGCACGAAGUGAGUGGAGUGUUUGACUGCGACGAGUGGUGUUACGUGAAGGGGGCACGCACGUGGAUUGGUAAACAAUCGAAAACGCAUACAAUCGCGCAGAGCAGCUACAGAAAUAACAAUAGGAGGAUAAGUGCAAUAGUCUCACGGGAUGCUGUACAGUUUGUGAAGAAGCAAAGUGUGCAAUACAGUGUAGAAUAAUAUCAAGUGAUGAUGCUAUUGUUAUGGUCCAGCACACAGUCGGAGAUAGCAAACCGAGCUAACGAGUGAAAUAUCGAUAAAAUUAAAUUGAGGCAUACGAUGAAGCGGCCAUCGUGAAACCUUGUGCAACAGAUUGGACCGAGCGAUUGUGUUUCAUUGGAAAUCAGCAUCUUGGAUAUAAGCAGCAAAGUUCAACCGAGUGAAACCUGAAUCGUGCAGACGGUGGACAGACGAUUUAUUGGGAAAUCUUUGCCGUUCGCAUUGGAUUAUCUGUCGUAUUGUUGUGACUCAGCUGCGAGGGGUGGCUCCUUUUCCACACUUUUCUACUUUUAGAUCCUCAUUCGACUACUCAGGAGACGAACGUCGCCGGCGGCCAUCCUCACCCGCACAAAACUCAACCGCCUACUACCCGCCCGUCAUCGAAGAGUGAAUAACGACGCGAUAACUUUGGAGUUUCGAUCCUUUUCUCGGAUUGUUUUUAUUUUCGGUUUUAUGAUCUGAUUUCGAACGGCAAAUUUUGUCCGUUUUCGAUUUUUUUUUCGUUUUCAAUUUCUCGAGCAAAAAGUGUUUCGAUGAGGCGGUUUUCUACGCAGAAGAAAAGCGAUCGAGAUCGAUUCGAUUGGAGCCGAUCGGAAUAAGUGCAAUUUCAUGCUGAACAAUUUUUUCCUCCUGUUUUACUGCUCCGAGUGUUUUUCAAUUAGUGGAUGGUUUUGUGAAUCGAUUUGAAUUUUAUUUCCAAGAGUGCCAAAAACGCGGUGGAAAGUGUAUCGUCGCGCGAUGUGAUGCUCUGUUUUGUCGAAGGGAAAUUAUCGGCGGCGCCAGCCCAGUCGACGAAAACGCCGAACGACCUUGGAGAAAGUUGCUGUGUGAAAAAUUGUCUCGAGAUAUAAUCGGAAGCUAGAAGCAAGCGACCGGAAGAAGCAGAAAAAAGAAAAAAAUAAGAAGAAAAAAACAGUGGAAGCAGAACACAAGCACCGGUAGCAAUGCUACGCUCGCCGGCCCACAUAAUUGGGCAUGGACCGACCGGGGCCGGGGCCGGAGGUGUGAUGAGUCUGCACAGUCAUGCGUCGUCGCCGCCGCACGCGCGGACCUCGCUGUUCGAUUCCUGCCACCGGAAGAUACGGCUGAUCGGGGGAGGACCCGUGGCCUUUCUCGGAGGAUUAGUAGCAAAAGCCCGACGCAAGGAACGAGACGGCGACGCGAACCAGGGCGACACAAAGCUAUACCUGGAGGAGGGCGUACUGGAACGGAAGCUGCCCGAUGCCGAUCUGAGGUUACUGGUCGACCUGCCGGCCGGACUAGACUAUAAUGAAUGGCUUGCCUCGCACACGUUAGCGCUUUUCGAGCACGUGAACUUAGUAUACGGAACAAUCAGUGAAUUCUGCACCACAUCCGGCUGUCCAGACAUGACCGGACCAGGAACUAGAAUGUACCUAUGGUUCGACGAGAAGGGCAAGAAGACGCGCGUCGCGGCGCCCCAGUACAUCGACUACGUGAUGACCUUUACGCAGAAAACCGUCAGCGACGAGUCGAUAUUCCCCACCAAAUAUGCCAAUGAGUUUCCUAGUUCGUUCGAGAGUAUUGCUAGAAAAAUUUUACGUUUACUGUUCCAUGUGAUCGCGCACCUGUACGCGGCGCACUUCCGCGAGGUGGCACUGCUCGGGCUGCACGCCCACCUCAAUCUCACCUUCGCCCAUCUGACCGCGCUGCAUAGGCGUUUCAAUCUAAUAGAACCCAAAGAAACCGAAGUUUUACGUGAUCUAGAAAUCGCUUUACGUUUAACCGACGAUCCAGUACCUUCGUCCGCCACCGGUAGCAGUACCGGAAGCAGCAGCACCAGCAGCAACCAACAGCAGCCAGCGGCGCCCAGCAACAACAGCGGGGACAGCGGUUCGGUGUCGGCAACGUCCACCGCGACGACGGCCAGUGCGUGCGCGUCGGCAUCGGUGGCCACGGGCUUGGGCGGUCCCUGUGUGGAGAACAAUAAUAGCAGCAGUAGUGAUAGUGGCGUCGCGACGAUGCACUCGCUCAUAGAUGGCGAUGCGACGGCGCAGCCAAUCUGUAAACAACCGUUAGAAUCGGGCAGUGUAAAUAAUAGUCAUAAUGUUUCUAGUAGUAAUAAAGAACAAAUGAUGCAGACGUGCGGUCCGGGUGGCGGUGGCGGAAGCGGCAGCAGUACCGGAAGCGUCGGUGUGAUCGGAUGCGGCGUCGGCUACGGUGGCGGUGGCAGCACCCAGCAGACCUCCAACACCCAGACAACGGCAUAGUGGAUACGUUGGACGGCUAGUGUUGGCGCCGGGGCCGGUACCAUUUUCCUGCUGGGCGGGGCUGCGUGCUGCGGAGCCUUGCAGCUUCAAACCAAUCUCUGACCAAAAUGUGAUUUAUCCCCUAACAAAAAAAAAACGAAGAGAUGAAAAAUGCAGACAAAAAAAAAAAGAAACCAUAAAAUGAAUCCACAACAAAGUACUAAUUCUUAAAGAGUUGAAAUGAAACACUAAAAACAGUCAAAUAAGACAAAAACCAAUCGAAAUUAUCCAAAAAAAAUUGACAGCAAAGCAACAAAUGCUAGGGUGAAAGCACUACAAUAUUUGAAGAACAAACAACCAUCCAACUGUGUUGAAGAGCGUGAAGCGACUUCCAGUUCUUUUGUUAUUCGUUCGAACAAAUCACUGAUUUGAAAUACCCCCUUCAGUAGAAACAAAAGUAGGGUUGACUAUAUAAUUUAUGUUGUGUUUAGUAAAACUACAUUUAGUUAUUAAGUAAGGGAAAGUGAGACAGUGAAACGCGAAUAUCUUUCCUUGAAAACCGUAUAAAAGAAAACUUAUAAAAUGCAAACUACCAGAGUAUCGUUGUUGGAACGGCAUCAUGCUUAUAAUUUUAGCUAGUGAGAAAAAAAAACCAGUAGAAAAACAAAUACCCUCAUAGCAAACGGAGGAAAAUCAAAUUUUCCCCCUUCCGAUAAAUUCCUUCAAACCGACGAAAAAUUUGAGCGAAUGCUGAUUCCUUUCUUAUGAAGACAACAAUAAUAAUUCAACCAACCAACACUCUCGUGGCAAACACUAAUUAUCCUCGCGGUGUGCAGUUUUCGCCCAAAUUUCGGAUUAAGAAUAAAAAUUGUGAUUCAAAGUAGCUAUGUUUUACCGAGCGCACUUUUGCAAUGCUACUGUCUACUGCUAUUACUACUACUAAACUUCCUUUCUCCCAUCUGUUUCACCCCUCCUUUCAUUUCUUCUUCUUUGUUCUAUUAUCUAUUUUUACUUUUAAAUUAAUAAUUAUUAUUGUUGUUUAUUUAGUUGUCUACAAUUACACAAUUUUUGUGCGGGUUUCGCGUUUCUUGUUAGUGGUUUUAAGUAGACUCCGGCGGGCAACAAACCGAGGAGAAACAGUUCAUACAGCUAAAUAUCAGUACUGCAACGAUUGCACAGGAAAAGAAUACAAUCUGAAACAUACGUAUCGAGUUGAGAUAGUGCUAACGGGAGACAGCAGAAAACUAAUGUAGUAACAACGGCAAACAAAAUUCGUACCAAUCACAGAUGA